Molecule: messenger RNA, 981 nt
Organism: Adineta steineri
Lineage: Eukaryota; Metazoa; Rotifera; Eurotatoria; Adinetida; Adinetidae
Source: the annotation of a GenBank genome assembly
AUGGCCGGAUUAUUAAAUAUUACUAAUGAUACUUAUGACACGAAUGAUUCAUUCAAUUACUUAUCAACUACGAGUCAAAUAAUACAUGGUAUUUUACUGUUUAUCUAUUUUAUCUUUGGUAUAGUUGGCAAUACUCUUAAUAUUUUUCUUUUUAUUCGUUCAGUUUUAUCUCGAACGUCAAGUUCUGUCUAUUUACUGUCUGGAUGCAUCGGUGAUCUAUCUGUCACUAUUUUUGUUAUUCCUUUUCGAUUUUUUGCUGAUGGUUUCAAUCUUGAUCUAACAUCCUAUUCAUUAUUCUCCUGUCGAUUGGUCUCCUAUUUGUAUUAUGUUGCUUUAACUGUACCACGAUUUUUCAUUAUACUCGCUAAUGCUGAUCGAUGGGCGGCUAGUUGUGUGCAAGCCAAUCGACGAAAAUUUGCUAGCGCCUAUGUAGCAAAACGAUUAGUACCAGUCAUCAUUGUUGUUUGUUGUUUAUUAUACUCACAUAUUUUUGUGACAUUUAUUACAAGUGAUCAACCACCUCCACCCCUUUGUUCAGUUAGUGAAUAUUAUAGCGUUCCUGUGUUAUCAUUACAACUAAUUAUAUACUCAAUAAUUCCUCCAUUUUUCAUGGCAUUCUUUAGUAUCGGUAUAAUCUAUAAUACAAUCCAACGAAGACAUCGUACAGCAGCUACACUUCAACUAGUAACUAUAUCAGCUACGAACACUACGAUUCGUCGAAAGCGUCCUCGACUCAAUCAGAUGCAAGUGAUGCUUAUUUGUCAAGCAAUGAUCGAAUGUGUCUUAACACUUCCAUUUAGCAUAAUUAAUUUUGUAUCGCUUAUGAUCGAUAAUGAUGAUAGUUUUCUUACUCUCUAUUCAUUUCUUCGUCUGAUCAUAUUUAUCAAUUAUAUAUCAUCCUUUUAUAUCUACAUGUCGAGUUCCAAAUUGUAUCGAGAUGAGUUUAAAAAACUAAUCAAACGUCUUUUCAAUCGUCAAUGA